Molecule: messenger RNA, 1940 nt
Organism: Triticum aestivum (bread wheat)
Lineage: Eukaryota; Viridiplantae; Streptophyta; Magnoliopsida; Poales; Poaceae
Product: aspartic proteinase 36
Exons: 11
Coding region: 398-1591 (397 amino acids)
Biological process (GO): proteolysis
Molecular function (GO): aspartic-type endopeptidase activity
Source: RefSeq, a predicted model, not a curated record
UACACUCGUCGCUCAGGCCCUGCAGCCCAUGAGCUAGUCGCCUCGUCCAUGAGUCUGUCCGCCUCCAGGCUCCAGCCUCCGCGUUGGCCGCCUGCAGUCCCUUCUAACCUCCUCCUCGAUACCCCAAUCCCCUUCUAACCUCGUUCUGUCCCGGCCGGCCGGCCGGCCGUUGGUGUGGUGGAUGCACGCGGCACGCCCACGGCUGACCCCUCCUGCUCCUUCGAGCUUGGAUCCGCGCUGCCCGCACGCGGCUCGCCCAUGCCGGUAGCGCACGCCGCGCGCGCCCGACGUCGUCGUCCACUCGUCCUGGACCCUUGGUUUUGAUCAGGAUGUCUAGUGCGCCAUGUCCUAUUUUUCUGAUUAGUGCAAGCGCCCAUGUUGACUGACUGAAAUUUUCAUGCCGUAUGUGACACGUAUUCAACUGGGUAAUCCGCCAAAGAAUUUCAGCGUGCUAAUUGAUACCGCGAGUAUAAUGUCAUGGGUUUCUUGCCGGACACCAGGUGGAUCUAGUGUUAGUUCCUUACCAGGAAUAUUUGACCCUAGAUCAUCAUCUACAUCAUCUCUGAUAUCAUGUUCAGACAAGACAUGUCAAGCCAUGAUCCCCGACCUUGCAGUGUGCAGCAAAUCGAGUGAUUCCUGCGAGUGGCAUGUACUCUAUGGUUCUGGAGUUGCUGUGUAUUCUAACACAACGGGAUACUAUAUAUCUGACGUGGCGCAUUUAGAGAUUCUCAAUGCAGUUGGACACACAUCGUCUGCUCCCGCCACUAUUAUUUUUGGCUGUAGCACUUUACGGUCAGGUGAACUGGCAGAGGCAAAAUUUGAUGGCAUUUUAACCUUUGCGCCGCAUCAAAUGUCCUUCAGUUCACAGCUGCAUUCUCAGGGGUUAAUCCCUGGCGUCUUCUCUCUAUGCUUGAAGAGUGCAUAUUGGGGCGGUAUCCUUGUAUUUGGAGAAAUUUUGGAGGAGGGAAUUGUUUACACUUCACUGUUACCUUCACCGAAUUUUUUCCAACUGUAUCUGGAGAGUAUCGCUGUGAAUAGUCAAGAGCUUCCAAUUGAACCGUCAUUUUUUAGACCAUCACGUAAACAUGUAACCAUUGCAGAUUCAGGAAUUUCAUUGACGUACCUGGCAGAUGGUGCCUAUGACCCAUUCAUCAAUGCGAUAACUGCAGCAGUGUCUCCACAUGUACGCCUGGUCAAGAAUUCAGAUCGGUGCUUCGUUACAUCUAUCAAUAUUGAUUUAUCAUUUCCAACACUGACACUGCACUUUGCGGGCGGUGCUGUAAUGAAGCUUAAGCCAAACAAUUAUUUACGUUCUGAGGAUGAAGUAAUUUACUGUAUUGCGUGGAAAAGGAACUAUGGCGAACAAAUAACGGUACUUGGAGAUAUUGUACUGAAGGAUAAAAUUAUUGUUCAUGAUUUGGAGAACAUGCUCUUCGGUUGGAUGGAUUUUGAUUGUUCUCGGCCCGUUAAUGUUACUAGCUCGAUUAGGAAGAAACGUGUGAGCUCUGGGAAUGUGUCAUCACAUAAAAUCUGGUCACUUACUGGGGUUGCUAUCAUCAUUGUACAUAUCUUGUGCCAUUUCGACCGCUAGUUGGUGGGCCACCAUGCAAGGACUUCAGAGGAGCAACAUCGCUUCUCGAGCAUCAGGAAUCAUCUUCUGAAAAAAAAUUAACUACUGCAGUUGACCUUCGUGACUUGCUUUAUCAGGAUCAGAGGAGCAGCAUCAGAAGUCAUGCUCUUAUAUAAUUUAACUUAAUUGCUGUUGAAUCCUUGUAUGGUUCUGAGUCUAAAGAGACUAUUGCCUUAUACACAUAACCAUGAUUGCCAUGCACCAUCGUCGUCUACAAGUGGUAUUGUAUUGCUGUUGAUGUAUCAUUAAAUCGGGAGUGCUCUUUGUUCUGGACGCUUGUGCUGAAUGCUCACUUAUCCAUGUUUUCAUU